GAGGAUCAACAGACACUCUCUCCAUGUCAGAGAUAGAGGCGAAAGCCUUUGUACCAAGGAAAAGAAAACAACUAGAAACUGAGAAAGAAAAUCCUGAUAUUAAAAAAAAGAAAACACAUGAUACAAACCUACAAAACAGAAAUGAAAAUGAACUCAAUAGCAUUAUAAACCCAAAGCAAACCACAAAAAUUACUAAAAAUCUCCAAACUAUUUUCAACAAAAUUAGCAAUAGCUGCUGGCAAAAAAUAAUGAAAGAAAUAUACGUACAAGGAGACGUGCUUCCUUCAAAAAAUGAUAUAGAAAGUAUAUCUAAAGACGUGAAUACUACAAUAGAAAUUGCUAGAAGAUCCAAUAAUCUAGAAUCAGGUGACGGAAGUCCACAUGACACACAGGAUCAACAAACCUUAAUGGUAAACAUUAAUACAGAUAAUACUCCUACUUCUAAUCAUAAAGAAACCUCAACUGAGGGAACUCGUUCAGAGAAAAGAGAUAUACAUACAUUUAACAGAAGUGAGGAUAUACCUAUAAAUAAAAUCAUCUCAGCAAUGUAUGCGAAAAUUGGAGACGAAUUUGUAGCUGCUAAACCUCACUUCAUGAAGGGGAAAAGAACUCAUCUUAAAAUAGUAUUUGAGAAUAAAAGUAAGCAAAGAUACUAUGUCAUAGAAGGGAAGAAAGAUUUCAUCUUAGAAAGAAUUAAAGAGGUAUUUGAGGCAAUAGUCACUAAACAGUUAUAUAAAAAUCACAAAGAGAAUAGACAAACUGAAGAAAAGCUACUACCCAAUCACUCUACUUUCAGCAACAAUAACUCAUAUAUAAACAAUAUCGAUAAUAGGAGUAAGACAGAUGAAAUGAUGCAGGAAAAAGAAAUAAAUAGGAAAGAAGAUGAUGUCAUGUUAGUAAAUGAUGAAGAAAGUCUGGAAAAGGUCAAUAUGGUUGAUGAAAAUCAAGCUUCAGAAGAUAGUUUCACAAUAGUAUCAUACAAUAAACAUAAAACCAGGUUAAAAGACUCUCUACAAAAAUACUACUACAAGUCCUACAAUAAGAUAAAACAUAACGGAGGCAGUCCUAUAAACAAACCUAAUUCUAACCAAGAUUAA
This is a messenger RNA of Scutellospora calospora, 1097 nucleotides long. The record is from the annotation of a GenBank genome assembly. NCBI's taxonomy places the organism in Eukaryota, Fungi, Glomeromycota, Glomeromycetes, Diversisporales, Gigasporaceae.